Messenger RNA from Naegleria gruberi, 1850 nucleotides. RefSeq names its product von Willebrand factor type D domain protein. The coding region runs from base 1 to 1830 and encodes 609 amino acids. The transcript is spliced from 2 exons. Lineage: Eukaryota; Heterolobosea; Eutetramitea; Acrasida; Naegleriidae. The record is from RefSeq and is a predicted model, not a curated record.
AUGACAAGUAGAGUUAAACUAGUUUUAUUUGCUCUUUUCUCAAUUGCCUUGUUAUGUUUGACCAUUCAAGGUACUGAAGGAAGAGGCAUUGCUAAACGUUUCCAAAGAGCAAUUCAGAAAGCUGCUCAAAAAGCUGCUGCCAGAGUAACCAUUAAUCAUUGUCAAGCUGUUGGUGAUCCUCAUAUCACUGAUUUCAGAAGACAAUACAAGGAUCAUUAUGGAGCUGGUGAUUAUGUUUUAGCCGAAACUGAGGAUGGAAAUUUUGUUGUACAUGGAAGAACCACAAAGUUUAGAACUGUCAGUGUUCACACUGGUCUUGCUGCUCUCAUCAAUAAGGAACGUAGAAUUGAGUUUGAUCUUGGCACUCGUCAAAUUUAUAUUGAUGGUGUUGUUACCAAUAUGAAUGUUGGACAAAAGAUUCAAUUAGAUAAUGCUGGAUCAUAUGUUCAAAGAACUGGUCCACAAACUUUGGUUAUUGCUGGAAAAAGAGGUGAAAGAUGUACAUUCUCAUGGACAUUCGCAUGGUUGACACCAUAUAUUGAUUUCUACUUGGAUGCUCCUUCCAAUGUUCCAUUCACUGGUGGUGUAUGUGCUGACAUGAAGUAUUUGACAAGUAGUGCUAGUGGUGUUUUCCGUAAUCACAUAAAACGUACCAUUAAUACAGUUGUUCCAAAGAAACCAACACCAGCCAAGAUUGAAAAGGCCACUAAGAAAUGUACUAAAGCUGGUUUGAGUUCUGCACUCCAUCCAAUGGCUUUCCGUUCAUGCAUGGAAGAUCAAAUUCAAUUCGGUGGAAAGGGUGGUGAUGCUUUAGCUAAGAAUGCUGCCAAGAAUCAAAAACAUCACGAUAAGAAUGUCAAGAAGUGGAAGAAACAAGCUGUCAAGAAGGCAAUUGCCAAGGCUGUUAAAAAGGUCAUUAAGAAGGCAGUUGCAAAGGCAAGUCCAGAAGAAAAGAAGAAACUCAAAAAGCAAUUGAAAAAGGUUGCCAAGAAAGUUCAAAAGAAGGUUGUUAAAAAGGCUGCCAAGAAGGAUGCCAAGAAGAGAGCAAAGAAACUUUCUAAGAAGGCCCAAAAGAAGGCUGCCAAGAAACUUGCCAAGAUUUUGAAGAAAUCAGGUAAAAGAAGUAAAAGAAGAGCUGCAAGACGUGCUAAAAGACAAGCUGAAAGAAGAAAGAGAUUGGCUAAAAGACGUGCUGCUAGAAGACAAAGAUUGGCUGCUAGAGAAGCUGCUAGAAGAAGAAAAGCUCAAAGACGUGCUGCUAGAAGAGCUGCUAGACGUCUCAGAAGAGCUGCCAAAAAGAACUCAAAAAGACAUUCCAAGAAGGCAUCCAAGAGAUCUAAGAGGAGAAGACACUCUGGCAAGAAAUCCCAAAAGAGAGUCAAGAAAGUUAUCAAGUGUGCUAAAAGAAAGAGAGGUGUUAGAAAGUCUAAACGUUCCACAAGACGUUCUCUAAUCAAGAAGGCCAAGAGGGCUGCCAAACGUGCAAAGAAAGCAUUGUUGAAGAAGAAACGUUCUGCCAUUAGAUCUCAAAAGAGAGCCAUUAGAAGAUUAAGAAGAACUGUUAGAAAGUUGAAGAGAAAGUCCAGAAGAGCUCGUAACAUCGUUAAGAAACUCAGAAGACGUGCUGAAAAGACUGGUAAGAAGAGAGCCAUUCGUGCUUACAAACUUGCAAUUAAGGCUGCAAGAAGAGCCAGAAGAGCCGCCAGAAGAGCAUGUAAAAAAAUUAACAAGAAGGCAAGAAAGAUCAAUAAGCUUGUUAAAAAGAUUAAGAAAGCUGCUAAAAAAGCUGCCAAAAAGGCUGAAAAGAAGGUUUUGAAGAAGAAUAAAUAAAUCUAAACCGUUGGUGUCAC